Molecule: messenger RNA, 1411 nt
Organism: Poecilia reticulata (guppy)
Lineage: Eukaryota; Metazoa; Chordata; Actinopteri; Cyprinodontiformes; Poeciliidae
Product: ceramide-1-phosphate transfer protein-like
Biological process (GO): ceramide transport; intermembrane lipid transfer
Cellular component (GO): cytoplasm; membrane; cytosol
Molecular function (GO): ceramide 1-phosphate transfer activity; ceramide 1-phosphate binding
Source: RefSeq, a predicted model, not a curated record
GCCUGUUUAUAGAGUUAAUAAGGUUAAAAACCUUCAAAGUGAGUGAUCAGAGUUAUGCACAGAAAAACAUGAUUUAUUUAUUUUAUCCGAUAACCUGGAAUUAAGACAAUAAAAUCCCAUCCCUGCUUCUCCCAGUCAGUUUGUCUCAGAUCAGAUCAGUUCAAUCUGCUCUGAACUCCAGAACGAGAAUCUCCCACAUUCCCCACAGCGUGACCGCGUGUUUGCUUGAGAUAAACCAGGCGAAGAGGACAAAGGUCAAGUUCAAAGGUCACCCACAGGUGUGUGUUAGCGUCCAGGAAGCAUGUGAAGCAGCGACGGCGUCCACUCGGACUCUGAGGACGGAUGAUGGUUCCCCUCAGGCGGACGCUGCUGCUCCGCUACCUGCUGCUGUCCACGGCGCUCGCUCUCCUCCUCUUCCUCACCUCCUUCUGGCUCCCUCAGGGUGAACAGAGAGGCUGCGGCUCAGUGUGGCAGCCAUGUUUGACGUAUCACAUCCAGACGCCUCUAGCCCCGCCCAUCGUGGAUGAGAGGGCGGAGUCAGACGAAGCCCCGCCCCUUGUCAAAGAUUGUCCUGGACAGACGUUUCAGGCCCGGGAGCUGCUGCGGUUUCUCCGGUCCAGCCUGGCUGAGGACGACGAGGACGUCCUGCUGGAGCCGUACCUGCUCAGCUGGGACCAGCUGCUCAACUUCAUGGAGUCUCUCGGAACGAUGGUCAGCUUCUUUUCUCAGAAAGUGAGAGAAAAGACGGAACUGAUCCGACAGCUCUCGCUGAAACGCAGCUCAGAGUCUCGGUCAGCCGGUUCCUCUGGACUACAAACCCCAGCAGCAUUCGGAUUGAAAACCGGGGCGUAUCGAUCCGUUCGAUCCAUGGUGGAGGCGGAGCUGCAGGCCGGAACGGUCAGCUUCUCCCGCCGUACGGACUCAGGCUGCCGGACGCUGCUGCGGCUGCACCGCUCGCUGCUCUGGCUGAAGCUGAUGCUGGAGGGUUUGUCUGAGGGUCCAGACGCUGAGGGACGAUUCAAAACGCCCGGAGAGCUCAGCAGAGACGCCUACAAGGUGGCGUUGGCCCCCCACCAUCCCUGGAUGCUCCGCCAGGCCGCAGAGAUAGUCUUCCUCGCUCUUCCUGACAGAGAGUACUUCCUGCAGCUGGUGUGUGUGCAGAAACAGGAAGAGGCGACGCCCGUGCUGCGCAUCAUCAUCCACGCGCUCUCGGUGGUCCACACACGGACUCAACGCCUCCUGGCGAAGUACAACAUGUUGGAGCUGCCCUGAACAGGAGAACCCUGUGAGAAGGUGGAUACUGCAAAAUAUAUCUAUCAGUUUGUGUUAGAGGUUAUUUAUAUUAGUUAUUAAAGGAAUAAAACAUCACAAGACAGAAAAUUGUAUCUCAGUCAAUAAUUGAGACCAAACA